Molecule: messenger RNA, 1450 nt
Organism: Rhododendron vialii
Lineage: Eukaryota; Viridiplantae; Streptophyta; Magnoliopsida; Ericales; Ericaceae
Product: probable CCR4-associated factor 1 homolog 7
Exons: 2
Coding region: 498-1322 (274 amino acids)
Cellular component (GO): P-body; CCR4-NOT core complex; CCR4-NOT complex
Molecular function (GO): poly(A)-specific ribonuclease activity; nucleic acid binding
Source: RefSeq, a predicted model, not a curated record
UUGUCUCCAUUUUCAAAUCUUGAUUGCAAGACCUAAGCUGGAAAGGACUCCCCCUUUAAUCCGCGUUCUAACCCAAAGCCCUCUCUCUCUCUCCAACUUCUUCUCUCUCAUCUUUAAAAAAACUCUUUUUUCCAACUCUUGCAUUAGCUGUCCGAUUCAUUUAACUCCAAUUUUGACCUAAAAAAAUUAGAAUUUCUUCAAAGUUCUAUAAUAGGAGCAUCCCCCACCCUCUUCGGCCGCCUUAUAUUACCCCCAAGUUUCAAACCCUAACCUUGGAUCUCUCUCCAUAUGUCGGUUUCCCUCUCUCUAUUUAUACCCUCGAUCCAUUCCACAACAAAUCUUUUAUCGAAACCCUAAUCCUUUGAUAACUCCUGAUCUGGUUUGAAUCGGGAGUUUCCUAAUAGAUAGAUCCGUUAGGGGUUUCAUCGUUAUUUUUACGUUAUUUAUGAUUUGCUUAAGAUCGGGCUCUGUCGUACUUUUGUUAUUUAAUUGGAGAAAUGUCGCUUUUGCCUAAAAGCGAUUCGAUUAAAAUUCGUGAGGUAUGGGAGGAAAAUCUGGACGAGGAGUUCGCUUUGAUUCGCAGUGUCAUUGACGAUUACCCUUAUAUUGCGAUGGACACUGAGUUUCCUGGUAUCGUGCUGCGUCCAGUUGGGAAUUUCAAGAAUAGUAAUGAUUAUCAUUACCAGACUUUGAAAGACAAUGUAGACAUGCUGAAAAUGAUCCAAUUAGGCCUUACUUUUUCAGACGAAGAAGGGAAUUUACCCACUUGCGGGACAGAUAAGUACUUCAUUUGGCAGUUCAAUUUCCACGAGUUUAAUGUCAAUGAGGAUGUUUUUGCAAAUGAUUCAAUUGAGCUGUUGCGCCAAAGUGGAAUUGAUUUCAAGAAAAACAACGAAAAUGGUGUCGAUGCAAGGAGAUUUGGAGAGCUCCUGAUGUCAUCUGGGAUUGUUUUGAAUGAUUGUGUUCAUUGGGUCACUUUCCAUAGUGGUUAUGAUUUUGGGUACCUGCUCAAGUUGUUGACUUGCCAGAACUUGCCCGAAACUCAGACAGGGUUUUUUGAUCUGAUCAAUAUGUACUUCCCUGUUGUUUAUGACAUCAAGCACCUGAUGAAGUUCUGCAAUAGCCUUCAUGGUGGAUUGAACAAGCUCGCUGAACUGUUGGAAGUUGAGAGAGUUGGUGUUUGUCACCAAGCGGGUUCGGAUAGUUUGCUCACAUCUUGUACAUUCAGGAAGUUGAAAGAGAAUUUCUUCAGCGGCUCACUUGAGAAGUAUGCUGGUGUUUUGUAUGGUCUAGGUGUUCAAAAUGGACAGAAUACUAAUUGAAAAAGAAUAUAAAUUUAUAUGAGUUACAGAUGGUCAUUAACCUAUAUGUGAGUGUGUGAUACACCACAUUUCGAUGUAAACUUUUGGAUAGAGUGAUUCUUAAUGAAAAUCCUCUUAUAAUAGUUUAA